Messenger RNA from Adineta steineri, 1227 nucleotides. NCBI's taxonomy places the organism in Eukaryota, Metazoa, Rotifera, Eurotatoria, Adinetida, Adinetidae. The record is from the annotation of a GenBank genome assembly.
AUGAAAUCAGAAUCAUAUACGAUUGAGAAACAUGACUUAAUAGAUGAUAAUAAUAUUUGUACGAAUGAUCCUCUUAUUGAACCAUUAAUUGAUACAGAUGAAUUUAAAUCAAUAAAUGAUAAUGAUGAAAUAAUUAAUAGCUAUGAACGAAAAUAUACAUCGCUUACUACACUUCAUUCACAUAAAGAAAUUCAAACAAAAUCAACAUGUUCUCAAAUAAUUACUCGAUGUACUGGAAUAUUUUAUGCACUUUUUGCUUCAUUUCUUUUUACAUGUUCAGGUUUUAUAAUCAAACAAUUACGUGUUGAUUUUUUCGAUGCACUCUUUGGUCGAUUUACUGUACAAUCAUUUAUUUUACUAACGUUUACAUUGUGUAAAACAAAAAAAUUUAUCCAUGGUUCAACUAAAUUAAUUAUCCUACAAAUUAUUCGUGCUAUUUUAGCAGCCAGUGGUUUAAUUUUAUUUUUUGGUAGUUAUCGUUAUAUACCUCUACCAGAUCUAACAACAUGUCGUUAUACACAAGUAGUUUGGACAGCAAUUUUAGCAAUGAUUAUUUUUCAUGAACGUAUAUCAAUAUCAACACUUGUAGCUAUUAUAUUUACACUAACAGGUGUAACAUUAGUUGCACAACCAACAUUCUUAUUUAAUCAUAAUAAUCAUCAAAUCUUAUCAAAUCAAAGUAAAGUAAUAUUGAAUAAAACAGAUGUUAUUGAUUAUGAAUCUGAUAAAUCUUAUCGUUUACUUGGCCUUUGUCUUGCACUUGGAUGUGCUCUAUCAAUAUCAGGUAGUAUGGUAAUUAAUAAAAAAUUAUUAAUGUCAAAAAUUCCUCAAAGUAUAAUAAUGUUAGAAUUUUCUCUCUUAACAUUAACUUUACUUAUUCUUAAUCAUAUAUAUAAUCGUUUUAUUUUACAUAAAUAUGAUAAUCAAACAAUGUUUACAUGGCAAUUUUUUCUUGCUGCAUUUGUUUCAUUAAUACAAGUCUUAUCAUCAACAAUAACACAAAAAGCAAUUAAACUUGAACAUCCAUCGAUUAUUUCUGUUGCUCAAUCAUCAGAUAUUCUAUUUGCAAUUGUAUUACAAAAUCUAUUUUCGAAAGUUAAAUCAAAUUGGUUCGUUUUAAUUGGUUCAUUUUUAGUUACAACAAGUAUUUUCCUCGUUGGACUUGAAAAAUUUUCGAAAGAUCGUAAAAAAUUACCGAAUAAUAAUCAAUCGAAUACAAAAUUAUAA